Messenger RNA from Physeter macrocephalus (sperm whale), 6497 nucleotides. RefSeq names its product zinc finger protein OZF. Gene Ontology annotation, molecular function: DNA-binding transcription repressor activity, RNA polymerase II-specific; RNA polymerase II cis-regulatory region sequence-specific DNA binding. Gene Ontology annotation, cellular component: nucleoplasm. Gene Ontology annotation, biological process: negative regulation of transcription by RNA polymerase II. NCBI's taxonomy places the organism in Eukaryota, Metazoa, Chordata, Mammalia, Artiodactyla, Physeteridae. The record is from RefSeq and is a predicted model, not a curated record. The transcript is spliced from 4 exons. The coding region runs from base 91 to 3543 and encodes 1150 amino acids.
AGUGUGACCUUUGAGGAUGUGGCCGUGUACUUCUCCUGGGAGGAAUGGUGUCUUCUUGAUGAGGUUCAGAUACACCUUUACCUUGAUGUCAUGCUGGAGAACUUUGCAGUUGUAUGCAUGCUGGGUUCUUGGCACCGGGUCGAGGAUGAAGAGACACCUUCUGAACAGAGCGUAUCUCCAGAAGGAGUGUCACAGAUCAGGACUCCCAGCGCAGGUUCAUCUCCUGAGAAGGCCCAGCCAUGUAAGAUGUGCGUCCCAGUCUUGAGAGACAUUUUGCACUUGGCUGAAGAGCAAGGAACAAAUAGGGGGCAGAAAGCAUACACAUGUGGGGCAUGUGGGAAACAGUUCUAUUUCACUGCAAACCUUCAAGAGCACCAGAAGCAGCACAUUAGAGAGAAACCCUUCAGCUGUGAUAUGGGGAGACCCGCAUUUUUCAAAAGCUGCACAAUCCAUGCAACAGGGAAUCUCUCUACCUACAUGGAGAUUGGGAACAACUACAUGGCCAAAAUUGGACUUCAGAAACAGGUCACUAAUACCAGGAAGAAACUGAACAACAGUAAGGAGUGUGAAGCUGUUUUUGACAGUGGAAAAGGUCAUCACAGCUGGGGAGAAGGCAACAAAUUCUCCAGCCACACAGAAAUACUUGUUCAGUCUGAGAGAGUCCUCACUUGUGAAAGGUUUUGUGAAUGCAGCAACUGUGGGAGAGCCUGCACCCAAAGAAGUAACCAUAGUCAGCACCAGAAAGUUCACACUGGAGAAAGGCCUUAUGAAUGCAGCCAGUGUGGAAAAUUUUUUACCCACAAAUCUAGUUUCCUUACACAUCAGAGAGUUCACAGUGGGGAAAGGCCUUAUGAGUGCAGUGAAUGUGGAAAAUCUUUUACGACUAGGUCUGGCCUCUAUUAUCAUAGGAGAGUUCACACUGGAGAAAGGCCUUAUGAGUGCAGUGAAUGUGGGAAAUCUUUUAGUAAUAGGUCGAUCCUUUGUAAUCAUCAGAGAGUUCACAGUGGAGAAAAGCCUUUUGAGUGCAGUGAAUGUGGGAGAUUCUUUAGCCGAAACGGACACCUCAGUGCCCAUAAGAAAGUUCAUACUGGAGAAAAGCCUUAUGAAUGCAAUAAAUGUGGAAAAUCUUUUACUGCUAAGACGAGCCUUCGUUACCAUCAGAGAGUUCAUAGUGGAGAAAAGCCUUAUGAGUGUAGUCAAUGUGGGAAAUCUUUUACUACUAGCUCUGGUUUCUAUUAUCAUCAGAGAGUUCACAGUGGAGAAAGGCCUUAUGAGUGCAGUGAAUGUGGGAAAUCUUUUACUACUAGUUCUGGUCUCUAUUAUCAUCAGAGAGUUCACAGUGGAGAAAGGCCUUAUGAGUGCAAUGAAUGUGGGAAGUGUUUUACUGGUAGCUCGAGCCUUCAUCGUCAUCAGAGAGUUCACAGUGGAGAAAGGCCUUAUGAGUGCAGUGCAUGUGGGAAAUGUUUUAGUAUUAUAUCUGAUCUUUAUGUUCAUCAGAGAAUUCACACAGGAGAAAGGCCUUAUAAGUGCAACGAAUGUGGGAAAUGUUUUACUGAUAGGUCAAGCCUUCGUCGUCAUCAGAGAGUUCACACUGGAGAAAGGCCUUAUGAGUGCACUGAAUGUGGGAAAUCCUUUAGCAGUGGUUGUAAUCUUAUGCAGCAUCAGAGAGUUCAUACUGGAGAAAAGCCUUAUGAGUGCAGCGAAUGUGGAAAAUCCUUUAGCCGAAGCCACCACCUCAGAGUGCAUAGGAAGAUCCACACCGGAGAAAAGCCUUAUGCAUGCAAGAAAUGUGCUAAAUCUUUUCUCCAAAGGUCCAGCUUCAUUCAACAUCAGAGAGUUCACACUGGAGAAAAGCAUUAUGAAUGCAGUGAAUGUGGAAAAUCUUUUAGCAAAAAGUCCAAUUUUCUUCAACAUAUGAGAGUUCAUACUGGAGAAAGGCCUUAUGAGUGCAGUGAAUGUGGGAAAUCCUUUUUCCAUAGAUGUCAACUUUUUAUACACCAGAGAGUUCACACAGGUGAAAGGCCUUAUGAGUGCAGUGAAUGUGGGAAAUCCUUUAUUCAUAGAUGUCAACUUCUUAUUCACCAGAGAGUUCACACAGGAGAAAGGCCUUAUGAGUGCAGUGAAUGUGGGAAAUCUUUUACAGUUAGGUCUGUCCUGCAGAAUCAUCAGAGAAUUCAUACUGGAGAGAGACCUUAUGAGUGCAGCCAGUGUGAGAAAUCCUUUAUCCAUAGAUGUCAACUUCUUAUACACCAGAGAGUUCACACAGGAGAAAGGCCUUAUGAGUGCAGCCAAUGUGGGAAAUCUUUUACAGCUAGGUCUGGCCUCCAAAAUCAUCAGAGAAUUCAUACUGGAGAAAGACCUUAUGAAUGCAGCCAAUGUGGGAAAUCCUUUAUCCAUAGAUGUCAACUUCUUAUACACCAGAGAGUUCACACAGGAGAAAGGCCUUAUGAGUGCAGUGAAUGUGGGAAAUCUUUUACAGCUAGGUCUGCCCUCCAAAAUCAUCAGAGAAUUCAUACUGGAGAGAGGCCUUAUGAGUGCAGCCAAUGUGGGAAAUCCUUUAUCCAUAGAUGUCAACUUCUUAUACACCAGAGAGUUCACACAGGAGAAAGGCCUUAUGAGUGCAAUGAAUGCGGGAAAUCUUUUACAGCUAGGUCUGCCCUCCAAAAUCAUCAGAGAGUUCACACAGGAGAAAGGCCUUAUGAAUGCAGUGAAUGUGGGAAAUCCUUUAUCCAUAGAUGUCAUCUUCUUAUACACCAGAGAGUUCACACAGGAGAAAGGCCUUAUGAGUGCAGUGAAUGUGGGAAAUCCUUUAUCCAUAGAUGUCAACUUCUUAUACACCAGAGAGUUCACACAGGAGAAAGGCCUUAUGUGUGCAAUGAAUGUGGGAAAUCCUUUAUUCAUAGAUGUCAACUUCUUAUACACCAGAGAGUUCACACAGGAGAAAGGCCUUAUGAGUGCAGCCAAUGUGGGAAAUCGUUUACUGCUAGGUCUGGCCUCCGAAAUCAUCAGAGAGUUCAUACUGGAGAAAGACCUUAUGAGUGCAGUGAAUGUGGGAAAUUGUUUAUUGUUAUUUCUGGCCUUAUUAAACAUCAGAGAGUUCACACAGGAGAAAGGCCUUAUGAGUGUAAUGAAUGUGGGAAAUCUUUUACUGCGAGAGCUGGCCUCCGAAAUCAUCAGAGAAUUCACACGGGAGAAAGGCCUUAUGAGUGUAAGGAAUGUGGGAAAUCUUUUACUGCGAGAUCUGGCCUCCAGAAUCAUCAGAGAGUUCACACAGGAGAAAGGCCUUAUGAGUGUAAGGAAUGUAGGAAAUCUUUUACUUCUAGGUCUGGCCUCCGAAAUCAUCAGAGUGUUCAUACUGGAGAAAGGCCUUAUGAGUGCAGUGAAUGUGGAAAAUCUUUUAGCCAAAGACAGAUCCUCAGUACCCAUAGGAAAAUCCAUACUGGAGAAAGGCCUCAUGAGUGCAAAGAAUGUGGUAAAUCUUUUAUCCAAAAGUGCAGUUUAAUUCAUCAUCAGAGAGUUCACCGUGGAGAAAACACCCUAUGAAUGCAGCCGAUAAGGACGCCACUGGGGUUCGGAGGAGUUUGACAUGGUAACAGAAUGGGAGGAACAGGUGCAGUCAUCGUGCAACAGAUGGACCACUUCUAGAGAGGAAACUCAGGGUGAGAGAAGGGGUGUCAUCUGCUUGUGAACUCCCAGCAAUGGACAGGGAUUUAGGAUACAGUGCUAGGUUGACUUGUUCAGGCCAUGAGUCUGGUCACAGCACUCCUCUUUCACUCCCUACCCUGCUUUGGGGACUCAAAGAACACUUUGUCCGUUCGGACACCCUCUUGCCACCCCCACACAGACACAAAGAGGCCUGCUCAGGACACCCCCUCCUCCCUACAUGUGACUUGACAGGACUGUCGUUUCACUGGAAACAAAUAUUGAUGGCUUUCCUAUGAAGGAUCUGACUUAUGUUCCCGACAAUGAUCUGGUCCUGCUAACUCCAUGCCACAUGUUUGCAGUGGAUGUGGGGCAGACAAAAUCGAGGAACAGACUCAGUCUUGGGAUGUGGAUGUGACCCAGUCCCAGGACAGAGAAAACUAAUCAAUAUAGGACACCACAUUAACAGAAGGAAGGGUGAAAAAUAACAUGAUCAUCUCAGUAGACAGAGAAGAAGCAUUUGACAAAAUUCAGCAUCCAUUCAUGAUGAAAACCCAUCCAGGUGGGUAUAGAGGGAACAUAUCUCAAUAAAGGCCAUUUAUGACAAACCCACAGCAAACGUCGUACUGGUGGAAAGCUGAAAGGCUUUCCCCUAAACUCAGGAAGAAGAGAAGUAUGCUCAGUCCCACCACUUCUAUUUCACAUAGUAUUGGAAGUCCUAGCCCCAGCCAUCAGACAAGCAAAAGCAUCCAAAUUGGAAGAUAAGAGGUAAAACAGUAUUUUCAGAUAACAUGAUACUUUAUAUAGAAAACCCUAGUGUCCACCUUAAAACUCUUAGAACUAAUUAACGAAUUCAGCAAAGCUAUAGGAUAUAGUACAAAUAUACAGACAUCUGUUGCAUUUCUAUGCACUAAUAAUGAACUAUCAGAAAAAGUAAAAAAAAAAAUGCUUCAGAUCACAUCAGAAAAAAUAAAAUACCUAGUAGCAAAUUAACUGAGGGCUUGAAAGACAUAUUCAGAAAACUAUAAAACAUUGAUGAAGAAGAUUGAAGAUAAAGAAAUGGAAAGAUAUCCUGUGCUCUUGCAUUGGAAGAAUUAAGAUUGUUACAAUGACAAUACUAUGCAAAGCAAUCGUGAAACAGAGAAGACAUAACGAAUGGAGUUAGAAAAAAUAUCCGAAGUGAUGCAAAUGAAGAACACAAUUCUAUUGUCAUAUGUGUUCAGUGUCUCAAGAAAUAUAGCAGCAAUCUUGUGAGUAAGGCAUAUUCUAGUAAAUGGGAUAUAUUAAUGUCCAAGACAAAAAGGAGUCAGUCCUUAUGGAAGCAAUAUUGUAGUUGAUGGAAACUGCACCUAGGUAAUUAGAUUUCAUGGAAUAUUAGAAUAAGAUGCUCCUAUGAAAAGGGAGAAAAAGAGCAAGUUACAGUUGAGGAAAAACGGGGGUUUGGGAUGGGUUGAAAGAGUAAAUAGAGUAUCCAGAGUAGGAUUUUAGUGAAGGUGGACAGUUGUGGAAAUACUGUGUUAAGGAAGGACAGCUUGCUUUCCUCUUUUCCAAUUGUUAAAUGUUCAUUUUCUUUACUGCAUUAGAGAGGACCUCUGGCAUAUUAGGGAAUACCAGUGUAAUGCAGAGAACUGCCAUCCUACUGAUCUCAAGCAUCCUAUUUAUGUCCUUUAUAUCUAGUCUUUUCAGUCCAGAAUCAUAUAAAGUCACACAAAUUACAUUUAUUUCUCAUCUCCCUUUAAUGUCCAUUCUGACACAAUCUGAUUUCCUUCAAGUUGUUUUCCCUUGGUAUUUUUUAUACAAUACACGACAAUUAUUUUGUAAAAUUUCCCUCACUUGGUAUACAAUAAGAUAUCCUUAUAAAUAGAUUCAGAUUAUGUGGUUUAUUGUUUUUAUUGUUGCUGUUUUGCCCCCGUCCAAGAUAAUGCAAAAGUGCUGCCUUGUCCUUUUCAGUGUACCAUAUCAGGAAACAUGAUGUCUGUUUUCCCAGUAUUGGCAGUGUUUCCUUUGAUCACUUCUUUAUGGUGAUAUCCUUUGGAUUUUGUUCCUACUACUCUGGGAGGCUGAAGAAGGGGUGUGGCAAGAUGGUGUGAUCGUCUAUUUGUUUCUAAAUCUCUCUGGCUUCUGUGUGGAGAGUGAACUUAGGAGGGAAGAACUGAUGUAAGAGAUAGGACAGAAUCCUUUGUGUAGUUGGGAGCCCUUUGAUGAUGGACCAGCCCAGGAUGGUGGCAUUGGAGAUGGUGAGGACAGGAUGACCUGGAACAUAUUAGGAGGCAGAGUUGGCAGGACGUGUGCAUAAUUGAGAUGAUGGGGUGAGUCCCAGAGAAUGAUUUUUUUCCCUUCAGUCCUCAAGAGCGAGCCGUUGCAGUUGUGGGCCUGAGAGGCUUAGCUUGUUCUUUUAGAUUCCUGGAUCAGCUGUCAGCUAUGUUGAGUAACUGCAGCCAAAGUUUCCAAUGCCUGGGACACAAAAUAGGCAGGACUGCUCCCUGACAGUUAUUUGGGUAGAUGAGUUUUAUGUGGCCUUGCUUUCCUUGGGCCUGCCAGGGUUAGAUGAGGCUGGAUAGGAAGACUUGUGUGGUGGUGGUGUGUAUCUGUAGCAUCUGUAGCUGUAUGUGUUUGAGCCUGCUAGGGAACAUUAGUUAUUCUUUGAAUAGAAAUUCAAAACUUGCCCUUGAACUUCACUUGAUGAAAAUUAAAUCCCUUGCUAAGGAAGUUUAGGGCCAUCCAAAAGUACUGACAGCUACUUUGAAUGUUUAUUUCAAUCCUUUAAUGUAAUUGUUGAUAUAUUUGGGUUGAAAUAUAUCCUUUUAUUUUGUGGAUUUCUUCCCCUGCCCCCUGUUCUUUAUCUUGGCCUUAAA